Molecule: messenger RNA, 1071 nt
Organism: Canariomyces notabilis
Lineage: Eukaryota; Fungi; Ascomycota; Sordariomycetes; Sordariales; Chaetomiaceae
Exons: 1
Coding region: 201-830 (209 amino acids)
Source: RefSeq, a predicted model, not a curated record
CUACGGCAUUUCACGCCAACCUCACUUCCACUAGAACUUGAGAAACCAAGGUGAGGUGCUCUCUUCGCUCUCUCUUUCAGGCUUUAACGUCCAGGCUCCGUCGCCCGCUCGCAUCAUCGUAACGUCCCCAGUCUUAUCAAAGCUACAGCACACGCAUCCUACACUUCAGUUUAUUACCUGGUCCUGGUACUCGUCCCACAAUGCACGGAGACAAAGAGUACAAAAUCGAUAACGACAGCCGCGCGGCCUUGCAAACCAACACCGGCGUACGAUUUCUUCUCCGCGCCAAGUUGAAGCCAGGGUCUCGACACUCUUCGGAUAUCAUACCUUGGGCACAAAGCCUCUCGGAAAAGAUCGCCAGGGCCAUGGCGGAAGCAGCCGGGCACCAACUGACCCAUUUCGCCAUGCAGUUGAACAUGAUCCGGUUGCUAAGCCACAAGCAUUACGCCCUCAUCUGUUUUGACCUUUUUCUCCACGAAAGCGAUGAGCAAGUACGAAGCCAGUUCUCGCAAACGCUCCAGCAGCCAAUCCACGAAAUCAUCAAGCGGGGAAACAGCUGCCAUGUCAUCCGGAGCAAAAAACUGGACGAAAUGGUAGCAAACCAUUACAGGCGUCUGCAGGACUCUGACAGCGGCCCGCGGCCGUAUUUUACGGAUGGCCUCUAUCCGCCACUGUAUGUCGAUGGGAGACGGAUCGAGACGUCUAAGGAUGGAACACCUGACCCCGACGAACCGGAAGGAUGGGACUGGGAGCGCGGGCUGGUGUUAGGGCCGGAAGAGGAGGAGGAUGAGCUGAAGGGGGAAGGGGAAGGUGGCCUUGGUGAGGGUUAGUAAGAGAGGGGAGAAAGGUUUCCAUCCUCUGGAAGUAGGCAGAAGAGCUUGCCUUCCUCUAUGAUACGGCAGUACCUGUAACGGAGGAUGGUGUGCAAUGUUCGGUUACGUAAGAUGUAUGUGUACUGUCAAAGUGUUUCCACCGUGUAAACGGCGCAACUAACGUAAGGUAAGGGGGGCCGGGUACUACCUAGAGCUUAACAGAUAGUAACUUAUACCAUUGCAUGUGAUCACUUUCGCU